This is a messenger RNA of Brassica napus (rape), 1909 nucleotides long. RefSeq lists its product as uncharacterized. Bases 407 to 856 code for a protein of 149 amino acids. Lineage: Eukaryota; Viridiplantae; Streptophyta; Magnoliopsida; Brassicales; Brassicaceae. The record is from RefSeq and is a predicted model, not a curated record. The transcript has a single exon.
UUGAUGAAGGGGAACUAAGAACGUAGUAAGCUCCACGCGGCAGCGUUUAAGCCUCGAAAAACAGAGUUCCCGCGACGUCUCGUGAGAGAGAGUGAGUAAGAGCUAGACGCAGAGCGAUAGAGACCAAAGAAAAGGAAUAGUUAUUUUGAGAGGCAAUUCAGUACUUAUAUGGAAAGUAUCGCCCCCCUCCCCCCGCGCUUGGUUUUCUUUCUUUUUUGCAUAAACACCGACUUUAACGAAACGGCCUUAUCUUUAUUGGGCCUAAAGGGUAACUAAUAAAGUCCAUUAACACCCCUCGUGUUCUCCGCGUAGAGAGACCGUUGCACUAUAUUUAUAUAUAUGUACGGUACUUACACUAAUCACAAUUUCACAAUUGCUUAGAAAAUCAAUUCUCUCUUUAAGCGUUAUGUCGUCAAGCAUGAAUGUUCCACAAGUUGAACUUAGUAUCGACAGAAGGAGACUCCCUCCAUCGGUAGGAUACACAUCAAACAAUGUACGCAUCAUGAUCAACACUUGCUUUCACGAGGUUCUUGAAAACCUUACCACCCGUCAGCGAACGCUAACCGGCCGGUUCGUUUUGCUCUCCCCACCAGUUCUUAUCGAUUUCAAUCUCUCUAGUUUAAGCAACAGUUACAUCCAAGAGCUUCUCCGAGAUAAUCUUGCUCCUGGCCACCAUUGGUUAUGCCAAGAUUUGGCCGCGGAUAUCUCAUCGGAAGCGGAGGAGUUAGGUUUUGGACGUAAUGGAUUUAGCUUGACCUUCUCCAUCCAAAUCACUUACGAGCAGUACCGGUCCGGACUCAUCUGGCGCCUAAAGCGGACACAAAAAUUGUUGCCCCUUACCUCUAAUUUUUUUUAAAAAAAUAUCAUCACAACAAGGAAAACUAUCAUUAAAACUUUUUUUUUUUUGAAAAAAUGUAGUUCAUAAAUAUCAAUAUAUUAUUUAUAAAAUCUGUUAAUCAUUCACGAGAGAUAUAAUUUUAAAGAGUUAAAAUUUUGGGAGAAACAUUCCACACAAGCAAUUUUUUGUUUGGAUAAAAAUCAUUCGUUAUUUUUGAAAAAUUCUAAUACUUCAAUCGUUUUUGUAAGUUCUUGUCAACAUUCUUUUUAGGUAAUCAAAUUCCAUAAAAUGAAUUUUCUUCAUAAGACUAAAAUAGAUUUAGCAAUAUUUUCAUUUAUAAAAUUAUAUUGAAUUUUUACUGAAUUCCAGAAAACACAACUAACUUCUAAUAAUGUUAUAUUUAUUCAGAUUUCAAGAAAUUCUUAAAUAGAUUAUAAAAAAAGUAUGAAAACCAAUAAGAAGAAAUAAAAGAAGAAGGCAUAUAUAGAGGUGGGAAACACAACCACUUCAGUCAUCACCAAAUGUGAACGUAGCUUUAGAAUAAAAUACAAUUGAAAAGAAUUAAAACAUAAAACAUAAAGCGUAUAAUGAAUUAUUAAUUAGGUUUUUGUUUAAUAUUUAUCUUAUACAUCAUAUUUAAUAUAAUAAAAGAAACUAAUGAAAAAAGAAGAAACUAUUAUUUAUUUUACAAGUGAUGGUGUUCCAUCGUGUUUUAUUUCAUAGUCAUCAUUAUCAAGAAGAAAAAGAAAAUAAAAAGAGGAUGAAGAGCUUUGAACCACCCACGUGAAAGACAGUUGCCAAAUCUCAAAGCCACUACACUAAACGGCCUUUUAACAAAGUUUGGCGCCCCUAAACGAUUAAUACUUUUUGGUGCCUAAAGCCUUUGCUUUAUGGGCUUUAGCCCAGGGCCGGCCCUGCUUACAAGAGGGUUGUGGCCAUGUCUGAUCCUCCUCCAGACGAGGGAAUGUUUUUGAGAGCUGUGCUAUCGAAGUUGGUUGUGCUAGGGAAGAUAGAUAUAGAGGAGCAUGAGAGUUUGACGACCCCGUGUUCGAUUUGUCUCGACAAUCUCUA